UGGCGGAGGCGGGAUUCGAACCCAUGACCUCUGACUCCACAGGCCGGGCUCUGCUUCUCCUCUUCUCACCGAGCGCACACCGGCCGGUGGCCCGGGCCUUCCCGAUGGGGAGCUAAGGAGAGGGACCCACCGGGCCCUCCGCCACUGCCCAUCCCCAACUUGCCCCAAGACCUCCGUACCCCGUCUCAGGUAUCAUGGAUCGAAAUGCUGAUUCUGCAAAAUGGAAAUGCAACUGACAGAACAAAAGCGAAACUAUACCAAUGCACAUCACAUCCUUAAUAGCAAGAGUUUGCUUUGAAGGAAGCAGUGAGCCAAACAUUUUUCUAAACCCUUCUGAAUCAUCUUGAGUGGUUGGAGAAAUAUGCUUCGUCUGAGGCCUGUUUAUCAGUUCUACUGGAGAUUCUGUCAGUUUCGACCUCUAAGCAGUGAUGCAUUGCUUGGCCAGUUAAGGAACUGCAAAGAUGAAGAUGAAAUUCUUGAUCUAGUUGGGAAGAACAAAGCCAAACUUUCAGAAAAACAUGUGGACUAUGCGAUUAAAGUUCUUUGGCAGUUUCGGAAAGGGCAAACCACCCAGAAGAGAAGUACUGACUAUGUCAGAGAUCACCCCCAAUUUCUUACUUUGCAAAUUUUAGCUGAAAACAAAAUAGAAUUAAUGGGCAAUGAUGCCUUGGUGAAUAUACUGUAUGUCAUGCUGAGGUUUGGUGUGGAAGCCCAUGAUUCCUUGAUUGAAGAGCUGGUCGUGGAAGCUUGGAGAAGGGUAGAAAGGUUUAAUUUUAUGGCGUUGUCAAAAUUCUCCACAUGCCUCUGUGAUCAACAGUUACAUGUUAGUCCUUUAAUGGGAAAAGUAGCCGACAUCGUAAGCAGAAACUUGGACUCAGUACAAGAUUUAAGGGCCUUAUCUGUGUUGAUGGUCAGCAUUUCUUCCGUAAUCUCACCUGAUUUUCGAGGACGACUAGUGAACAAAGCAGAGUUUCUCUUUGACACAAAGGAUUCUUCCCUCCUGAACGCCUCAAGAAGAAUACUGCAGUUCCUUCGCAAUGUUAGAUAUAAUUAUCGUCCCUUAAUAGAAAAGUGCAGUAACGUUUUCCUCAAUAAUGCCAUUUGCUUAAAUUUGGAUUCCAUUAAUGUUAUCCUUGGGUUAUACCAAUCUCUGCAGAUUAACAAUUGUGCAUUUCGUUUAGUUGCCAAAGAGAAGCUUAUUCAAAUGAUGGAUCUUUUUAAUAAUCCUGCUUGCUUUGUGAAAUUGUUCACGGCACUGGGACCCAUGGCAGGACUGCAGGAAAGAGAACGACUUAAAGCAACUCUGCUGUUAAUGGCCGAGGAACUGACCAGUCAACAAGCAUUAGCAGUGGUGGUCACAAUGGAAGAAAUGAAUAGCAAAAAUUCACGUCUGAUUAAAAAAAUUGCUUCUGUUUUAUAUAAAUAUUUGGAUAUCUACACACCAGCAGAGUUGGCAAAGGUAACGAAAGCCUUGGUUCUUCUGCGUUUUCAUAGUUCAGAACUCUUCACAAAACUCAGAGAAUUGCUGCUUCGCCAUUUGCGAGUCAGUAUCGUAACCCGUGAAAUUGCUAUGUUGGUCCGUGUUAUCGCCAUGCUUCCUUACCCGCACCUGGAUAAAGCAGGGAUUUCCCGAGUUGAUGCAGCUUUGCCGCAGUGUAACUUAAGUGAUUUGAGUGUAUUUGCUUUGUCUAUUGCCAAAUGGGAUUGCCACAGUUUGUCAUACCUGGAGGACUUUUCUGGAACAAAUACGAUGUUACUUCAGAAACUAAACAUCUGUGGUUUUCAGAGAGUGCAAAAAGCCAACAAUUUGGAUCUUCUGUGGGAGGAACUUGAAUAUGUAAAUGGAAGCUGGUUCAACGAAACACUUCUUGAAGAAACAAUGGUGGCUUGGCAACGCUUGAUGGACCAAAUUAUGUACACAAAUGCUCCAGAUACUGCAUUUUUUAUCGCAAGAACAAACUACCUCUCUGCUCCACUACUUGAUAGGAUAGCUUCUGUGACAGUCCAGGAUAUUGAUAAGAUUUACCCUUCUGCGUUAUACCUAAUCAUUCUUCCCUUCAGCAUCCUGAACUACGAUCCCCCUCAAAGUGAAGAGUUUUAUGAGACUUGUAUUCAGUGCCUUAACUCUCAUUUAAGUCUAUUUGAGCCACACAUUUUGGUGCUUCUUGCUUUCUCCCUGGCCCUGGCUGAGUACUUUCCAGAGAAGCUGAUUAAGGCUAUCUUUAACAUAGAUUUCCUAGCCAAGUUGGAUUCCCACAUGGAAAUUUUGUCUCCUUCCUUUAAUAUGAAGAUCUGGUUAUGUCUCACGGAGUUGAACAGAGCGGUCUGUUUGGAGUGCCCUGAGUUUCAGAUUCCUUGGUUUCAUGACCACUAUUGUCAGCAGCAGUGCCUUCAUGAUAACGGUGAUGUAAGUGCGGGACAACAAAAGAUUUAUAAAAUGUUGGGAGAGGUUCUGGGAGGAAUCAGUUACACAAGAGCAUCAGUUUUCACACCUUACUAUCACAGAAUAGAUUUUGAAUGUAUCCUGGAUAAAAGGAAAAAACCCCUUCCCUACCAAAGCCAGCAUAUAACUUGCGGGGGUGUGACAAGCUUGCACAUGGGCAUAGACACCUACUUAGUUGGGGCAAGCCUACCACCGGGAGCUCAAAGAGUUGCUUUGGAAUUUUUGGGCCCAAAAGCCUUUUGCAGGAAUAAACAACACUUAAAGGGAAAGUGGGCCAUGAAAAAACGACACUUGGAGAUUCUGGGGUAUCGUGUAAUUCAGAUUCCUCAUUUUGUGUGGAAUUCUAUGGAACUGUCAACCAAAGACGCAUGGAUGAAGUAUCUAAGAGAACAUAUAUUUGCAGAAGACAAUCUCUGAGUAUAGUUUUACUUAAAUGUAUGAUCAUGGAAGGUCGAAUAUCUGCUACUUGGGAAUCACGUCAGAAAACAUUUUAAAUAGGACCAGCUGAACUGUUGGAAACAAUACUAUGAAGUAAUAGCAAAUGAAAUGCAAGGUAGGACUGUUACUGUGUAACAAAGAUGGAAUAACUCUAGAGGUAUUAAAAAAAGUUUUUUUUUCACAAUGCAGAUCAUUUUCGCUUGGAAGUCAGGGAACUGUUAGUUCUUAUUUGGUCAUUGUGAAAAUCCAUAAUUGGUUUUUUUUUUUCACUUACAUGGUUAACCAACUGUCUUGGAUCAUUUUCUGGAAGUCCUGUUUACAAAAUCCCAUACUGUCAGAACUAGGGAGCACUUCUCAAAACUUGAAACCCAGCCACUGCUGAUACUAAUAAUACUCAUUUUGGGCUCUGGAGGCAAGCAGCCUGGUCUGUUAUUGCUUCCUCCCUGCUUGUUUGAAGGAUGACCUUUAAGUAUUCACAACUGACAGCUAGUUGUUAUCUCCGGAUCCUGCUAGAGGGUUUAAUGGCUGUGGCCUCAUCCCCAUCUUCCCCAUGGGAAAUGCCUAAAGUUGCCCAAAACGAUAAUGGGGCCAGGGCCUAGACUCCGAUAGUUUCUCAUUGAGUAGAAACUAGGGCUACUGUGCUGUACAUCUUUAAAUGAGAGCCAAAAUCAGUCACUGAAUUUAGGAUUAUGAAAAGAAUGUAUGGAAUUAAGAAUUCCAGCCAGGGUUCAAGUUCUUUGUAGGCCCCAGCGGUCACGAAUGAACCAAAUCAAACUCCCAAACCGGCCAAGAUUUAAUUAAUAACACAAAUUGGAAGGAUCAACUGAGAAUUCGUCAAGACAAGGUUUGCAUGGUCGUAAUUACGGCAACUGAAGUUUAAUAUGUUGCCAACUUGUAC
Molecule: messenger RNA, 3779 nt
Organism: Tachyglossus aculeatus (Australian echidna)
Lineage: Eukaryota; Metazoa; Chordata; Mammalia; Monotremata; Tachyglossidae
Gene: FASTKD1
Product: FAST kinase domains 1
Exons: 15
Coding region: 362-2860 (832 amino acids)
Biological process (GO): regulation of mitochondrial mRNA stability; mitochondrial RNA processing
Cellular component (GO): mitochondrial matrix; ribonucleoprotein granule
Molecular function (GO): RNA binding
Source: RefSeq, a predicted model, not a curated record